CCCAGAAACUAAAACACCGCCAAUCAGUUACGGCCACGUAACAAUAGAUCCCCAACUCCUACUCACGAAACCUAAUCAUGGGGUGUUUGGGAUAAUUAUAGCGGAGGUGAAAAAGCCGUUACCGGGAGAAUCGGGAGGAUGGAGCAACUGAAUUUUAAAAAAGGGAGGGUAAGGGUUAAGGUUGCGUUAAGGGGGGCUUUGUUAAGAAACAGUGAAGGAAACAAUUUUCCAGUGACGGUUUGUUUUCUCUCGCGGCUGCCGUUGCUGUUUCGGUCUCCCCUGAAUGCCUUAAUCAGUGUUCAGGGCACUUCUUCUUCUCGGGUUUGUAAAUUCUUCUCUCAUAUCAUAUGUGCUGUGUUUGAUUCUGGAGAAAGUGGAAGUCAAAAAAGGAGAACUCUUUUUGAAUUCAAAUUUCCUUCAAUUUUCUCCUAGAUUCUUUCGAGAAUCACGCGUUUAUAAUAUAUGUUUGCUUGUGUAUGUAAUUGUGAAACACCCAUUGGGGUUUAGGGAGGCAUACAUGUUGUUGGAUUCUUGUGCCCUAGAUUUGAUUUUGCAUAAUUGCCAUAGCAUUUCACAACGACUAGUUUUGACAAAAUCUAUGUUGACUGAUGACUUCCUGAUUUUAAAUUCUUACGAGUACAUUAAAAAUCCUGAUCUUGGCCUAUAAAUUUUCUCUUGAUUUCCAGGAAAUUGUUGCGAUUUAUGAGUGGAAGAGCGAGGGAUUGAUAGGUGAUGGUGGAUUAAAAUGGGUACAAGUGACAUUCCUUUUACAUUGCAAGCGAAAAUGAAAGAAAAUGAGCCCGGCACUUAACUUUUGCUACCUGAUUGCCACUAUUGGAUUCCUGGGAACUAAUCUCCCUUGGAAGGCAAAUCCUCAGGGGAUCCUCUGAGAGAAUUGGCCCUGGCAUGCACUGCUGUCAUUUGCAACUGUAUCAGAUUCUAUAAAAUGGCAGUGACGAUUGAUCAACAUCACGGAUUCAAGCCUUUUAGAUUGUCUCAGAGAUGCAGACUCCAAUCCUUCACUCUACUCGAUAACAAACUUCGCGAACUUAGCCAAACCAAUCUUGCACACUCGCUAAAAGAAGCAUUUAAAGUUGCAAAUGUCCACCGAAGCUUCUCCAUGCCAUGCCUUUCCCUAGCCACUAGGGUGGAGGAAGAGUUUGACCCCACUCCAAGAAUUGAGAUUAUUUCUGGCUGUGGAAUCCCCAGAGUGCGUGCUCUUGUGGUUGAAGUUGCCAUAGCUUUGGCCUCAGGUAUGGACCCGUUGCCAGUGUCCAGUGGACUAGGUGGUGCCUACUUCUUGCGUGGGAGGAAUGGCGAUAAUAUUGCUCUGGCAAAGCCUAUUGAUGAAGAACCCUUAGCCUUCAAUAACCCAAAAGGCUUUGGGGGUCUGAUGCUAGGCCAACCUGGCUUAAAACGCUCAGUGCGCGUAGGAGAAACAGGCAUCCGAGAACUGGCUGCUUAUCUGCUUGACCAUGAUGGGUUUGCAGGUGUUCCUACAACAGCUCUGGUGAAGAUCUCUCAUGUUGCAUUCCACGUUCGAGGUGAAUCAGUUAUUCCAGCUGCACCCUAUAAGAUCGCCUCGCUUCAAUGCUUCAUGGAUCAUGAUUUUGAUGCAGGGGAAUUGGGUCCUUCAGGCUUCUCAGUGGCUUCAGUUCAUCGGAUUGGGAUUUUUGAUGUAAGACUCCUGAAUCUUGAUCGUCAUGCUGGAAACAUGCUUGUCAAAAAACAUGACCAGCAUGAGAAUUAUUCUGUUGGGGCUGCUGAGCUUGUUCCUAUAGAUCAUGGACUCUGCCUGCCUGAGUGGCUAGAUGAUCCUUAUUUUGAAUGGCAGCACUGGCCACAAGCCUCGGUUCCAUUUUCAGAAUCCGAAUUGGAGUACAUAUCAAACCUUGAUGGUUUCAAAGACGCUGAGCUUUUAAGAAAGGAGCUUCCUUCUUUAAGGGAAUCAUCCAUUCGGGUACUUGUCCUUUGCACCAUUUUCUUGAAGCGAGCUGCUGCUGCUGGGCUCUGCCUUUCUGAUAUAGGUGAAAUGAUGACUAGGGAGUUUUGUGGUGGAGAAGAAAACAUAAGUGUGCUAGAGAAUCUGUGCGCAGAAGCUAAAGCAAAACUGGGUAAUGCAUCCAUUGAUGAGACAAAUGAUCAUGAUGAAAGGAUAGAAGAAAGCGAAGAAGAUUUUGAAAUAUUUCAAUUUGACAAUGAUUUUGAAGAGACUUCUAAACUUCAGAACCCUAAAGUGAUGGCUAAACAGCCCAAAAUUCCACGGUUCUCAUCUGUUAAAUCAAUGCCUGGUAUGCAUGAUGCCACCUUGUCUCCACUAUAUGAGGAGGUUGACAAUGACCGUGACAUUGACGAUAAUGUUGAUUUGGAUACUAAGAGCGUCAAAGGAAAUGGUAACGGUGACAAUGACAAAAUUGAGGCACUGACUAGGAGCAUGAGUUUUGCAGUGCAGAAUUGUAACAAUAGUGAAACUGGGUUCGUCACUUUUGGAGACAUGAGUGAAAGUGAAUGGGAAAUCUUCUCUGAGAAUUUUGGGAAACUUUUGCCAGAGGUUUUCGAGGGCACAAAGUUCAUGGGUUUGAAGCAAAGGUUGGGAACUUCUUGCAAGUUCUGAGAAAUAUUCGAGGAAAAAAAGAUGGGAACGGGAAUGUUGCUUGCUUGUAUCUAAGACUGGAGAAACUGUACAUUACUGCCCAAAUUGUUUUAGUACAUAGGCUUGUAGAUAUAUAUGUGUAGACGGUCAUUAGAGCAUGAUGGAAAAGCGAUUAGGCAAAAUGUGCCAUCCUUUCCUUUUCACUUGUUUUCUUUCCUUUUACAUGUUCAUUGUACACUAUCUGGUUGUCAUGAACAUGAUGAAUUUGUACAGAUUAUUCCGAGAUAAUUACAUUGCUGCUGUUCUUGAAUCGAAA
Molecule: messenger RNA, 2909 nt
Organism: Tripterygium wilfordii
Lineage: Eukaryota; Viridiplantae; Streptophyta; Magnoliopsida; Celastrales; Celastraceae
Product: phosphatidylinositol 4-kinase gamma 8-like
Exons: 3
Coding region: 947-2614 (555 amino acids)
Source: RefSeq, a predicted model, not a curated record